UUCAAACAAGCCGCGUCACUCGUCUCGAGGGCAGCGCUGUACCUCUUUUCAGGUUGAGUGCGCGACGAGUCGCAUCUGGAAUACGGUUUUGAUUUACGCCCGCAUCGGAGACGCAACCUGCUCGCAAAAUCUCCCUCCCCCGAUUCCCAGACCGCAUGAUCCCUCUCAUGUAAAAGGUUGUUUUUUUGUUUUUUUUAAAAAAUUGUUAUUAUACGUGGGCAGUUCACUGGAAGUCACGCAAAUGUUAAAAUAGUGCCGAAUGCGUUAUUUUAUGUUCCGUGUGGUGCCCGCACUCCAACAGUCCGCUACAGUGAGAAGAUGGCGUCGGAAGGAACGAAAGGGGAGCAGCCACCUCCGGUACAAACGCUGGUAACCGCUGUCCAUGGAAGUGUUGAAGCGAAAUGUGAGCUGAACAUGGAUAAUCUAAGUAAACCGGAGCUUCUGACCCUGCUCAGCAUCAUGGAAGGAGAACUGGAAGCACGAGACCUGGUCAUUGAGGCGCUCAGGGCUCGAAGAAAAGAAGUGUUCCUGCAAGAGCGCUAUGGGCAUUUCAGCUUGACUGACCCGUUCCUCGCCCUGCAGAGAGACUGCGAGUCAGGGGCGGGGCAGAAGGAGCACCGGCCCGUCAGCUCCAGUCCCAUCAGCGUGUUGGAGGCCGUUAUGGCCCACUGCCGUAAGAUGCAGGAGAGGAUGUCCUCCCAGCUGGCCGCCGCAGAGAGCAGGCAGAAGAGGCUGGAGAUGGAGAAGCUACAGCUGCAGAGUCUGGAGCAGGAGCACCGGAAGUUGUCGGCACAGCUGAAGGAUGAGCGCGAGAAGAACAAGCACGUGGUGAUGAUGCUGGUGCGUGAGUGUAAGCAGCUGGCAGCACGCGUGGUCGAGGAGAGCCAACGUUUUGAGGAGCUCUCCUUGCGAUCCGAGCAGGAGGGCCGUUCCUUGGGCCGCAUGGAGGAGGAGCUCGCGGCCGAGCGGCGCCGAAGCCAGCAGAUGGAGGCGGAGAUGGAGAAGCAGCUGGCGGAGUUCGACACGGAGCGCGAGCAGCUGCGAGCCCGGCUAAGCCGUGAGGAGAGCCGCACCUCUGAGCUGCGCACAGAGAGUGACAGCCUCCGCCAGCAGGUGGAGCAGCUCAGGACUGAGCGGGGGAAGGACGCCCUGCCACUGGCCCCAGUGGCAACUCCCGCACCCGCACCCAUGCUCAAACCCAAGAGCACAGUGUCAGUGGCUGUGGGCACAGAGGUUAACUGCAGGGCAAUUGCUUCUCAGACAGACCUGCUGCCUGAGCAUGAGGUGCCCAAGAAGGUGCCACUGACCAUCCCUGUCAAGCCCACAGGUGCCAACUAUACUGGCAUGAAUCUACCCAAGACCACCACUACUGGGAGGGGAUUGCAUCAUGGGAGCUCUCAGGCCGAGAAUGGAGGAGAGGGGCAGGUGGCGCCGAACCCAGCUCAUGGUUUACACUCACCUGGUACUGCUGCCACCCUACCCACAGGGGUGAGUCCCCGUGUCCAGGCAGCCCGCUACAAAUUCCAGCCCUCGGCCUCAGAACAGGACCAAAACGGCAUAGCCAACCAGAGCCCACCGCCACGGGACCUGUCUCCCACCAACCGAGACAACUUUGCCGCAAAACAGCAGGCACGUCACACAGUCACACAGGUCCUCUCGCGAUUCACCAGCCCACCAGCAGGGGGCCCCCCUGCAACCCUUCGGCCUGGCCUGUCCCACUCUACUUCAGAGGGCGGACCCUUUGCUGGAAGAUUGGGCCAUCCACAGAUAGGCAUCAAGUCACCAACUGUGGCACGCAUCGAUCGGGGCAACCCACCUCCUAUCCCGCCCAAAAAACCUGGACUGUCUCAGACACCAUCCCCUCCUCACCCGCCAAUCAAAGUAGUUGGCGAGGCCAGCAGGUCACCGGGGGCUGGACUGGGGGUGGGGCCUGCCAAGUCGGCCACCACCCCACAGCUCCCUCCCAAGCCUGCCCUGGACCUAGGGGGUGUGGUCCCAGCCUUGACUGCGUCUCAGGUGGGUGCGCCCAAAGCUGGCAGGCAACGGGGGCUGCAGCCGGCGGCAGCAUGCGUGGAUUGUCCCCCUGUCACCACCACCACCUCCUCCAUUGCUACCAUUGUCAGUAGCCCGUCUGUAAACCCCACUAGCCUUCCAUCCCAUAGCGCCCAGCAUCCGGGCAGCCCCCUGGCAGCAGCAUCAGGCUGGUGUCCCUCCAUAGACCCUCCACUAGCCUGCGGUGACCCCGUCCCCCUGGAUGACGGGCACACCCUUUUGCUCCAAGCUGCUUCCCAGGGAAAUGUCACUUUAUUGUCUAUGCUGCUUAAUCAAGAUCCACCAAUGGAUAUUAGUCACCUCCAACAAGACCUGACCUCUGCCUUGUUUUCUGCUGCUCGAAACGGACACACAGAAUGCUUGAACCUGCUGCUGACUUUGGGGGCGUGUCCUAAUGCUCCUGAUGUAAACGGAUUCACGCCCUUACACAUAGCUGCUAUAGGUGGCCACCAUGGGUGUGUGCGUGCUCUCUUGGGCCAUGGUGCUGAGGUAGACUGUGAAUGUGUAGGGGGGCGGACGCCACUCUUCCUGGCCUGCGAGCAUGGAAGCACGGAGUGUGUGAGAGUGCUGCUUGAUGCUGGAGCGGACCGCUCACACAUCACUGCUGAUAACUGCACUGCUCUUCAUGCCACAGUAAGUCUGGGCCAUGUUGGUGCCCUCAGGCUCCUGCUGUACCACCCGUCUCCUGGGCCUGGGACGGGCGACCCAGCAGGCAACCUGAGCAACCCAGACCCCCGCCGCCCACACACGUGCCUGCCCAUUACCCGCCACAUCCUCAAUCACACCAACCAGGAUGGCUGGACUGCUGCCCAUAUUGCUGCAUCCAGGGGUUACAAGAAAUGCCUGGAGGUUUUGUGUACCCACGGCCAACAGGACAUUGAGAAAAGGGACAAAUGCAACCGCACAAUACAUGACGUGGCCACAGAUGACUGCAAAGAGUUGCUGGAGAACCUGGACUGCUACAGGGUGGCAGUACAGGUGCACACUGGCUCCCGGGAACACCUGUGUCCUGUCGAUCUCUUGGAGGACGGCCCCAACAUUGGCACAGUUGCCAUCCAGCGCCACACCAGCUGGACAGAGUUAGGGCAGAUGCUAAGUCAACUUUUAGCCAGUCACCUCCAUCUGGUAUGUGGGAGCUGGGAUCUGCAGGAGAGCGUAGGAGGAGUGGAGACAUCCCUUGGCUUGUCCUCGGACAGCAUUGCCUCUGUGAAGAUAGGUGAAACUGAGUGGCUGCUUGGCCGGGAGCUGGCGCAGUCGCCUUGGGAUCUGAUCCGGAAGCGUCUGAGCCAGCGUGUCUCCAUCUUCCUGAAAGGCCUGGCAGAGUGCGCUCUAGAUCAGAUGACCUAUGACUCUCUCAUUCCACUCCAGCUGCUGCAGAACUAUGUCCGCCUGGUCGAACAGUAUCGCAAUGUCAUUUUCCACGGUCUUGAGGGGAGCUUUCAGGAGUAUAUCGCCAACCAGAUUUCCCACCAUAUCAAGCACCGCAAGGAGGCUGUGGGAAUAGGCUGUGACAUCAUCCAUGUGGCAAUAGAGGAGAACCUAUCUAAGAACCAGUUGCUGGAGACUUUCAUCAACUGUGGGUUCCUGGUGCCUGCGCGGGAGGAUGCGGCAGGACAGUGCGUGAUUGUCAUACUGGAGGGGCUGGAGAGAGCCCACUCACUCAGCCACAUGCUGGACGACCUGUGCGAGGCUCUGGAGAACCGCGGCUUGCUCUACUCGCUCUCCCUCGGCCAUGGUGCAGAGGGGCUGUACUACUUCCAGGAGGGCAGUUUUCUGAUCGGCACCCUGGCCAGGCCACGGCUGCUGGGCCCCGAGCUUCGACUGCAGCAGCACUUCCGCUGGGUGCAGCUACGGUGGGAUACAGAGCCCCUCAGCGGCAUGCUGGGUCGCCACCUCCGCAGGAAACUCCUUCACCAGACUCAGGGUGAGAAUUGGGCCACUGACGACUCCAUGCAAAGAGCACUCUCCUGGGUGUGCUCGGUCUGGUACCAGCUCAACGGCUGCCUCUCUCGCCUGGGGACCCCUGAGGCCCUCCUAGGCCCGCACAUCUUCCUCUCCUGCCCAGUCCUACCACAGCAGACACACGCCAUCGUAAAGUGGCUGUCACACCUGUGGAACAUGGUGGUGGUCCCACGUGUCGAGGAUGCCGUCAUCUCCAGGGUGACUGCCAAGCGCGCCCAAUCCCAGCGACAGUCUCCCAGCAACAAGGGCUUGAGCCCAGGGCAAAGGGCUGUGGUCCGAGCAUCUCUCAGCAUUCUCCUGAACAAGGCCAUGCUGCAGGGCUGUCCGCUGGCCCAUUCAGAGAUGGACGGGCUCCUGCCAGAGUUCCGAGGGGGGUGUUUCCCACUCUGCUCCAUUAGCUCCUCCUACAGGAAAGGUGGGCGAAAGGGGCGUGAUGGUGGUGCAUGGAGAAGAUCCAACACUAGUCCACGAAAGAAAGGUUCCAGUGCUGGGAUACCAUCCAGUAGCUCCGCACGAGAAGGCUCUGUGGCCAAUUCAGAUGUCCACCUACUGUCAAAUGUCAGUCAUCCCAGACUCGGUGAUGGAGACUCUGUCACUCUUGCUCUCUACUCUGAUGAUGAGAGUGAUCUGAUCAAGGAGCUGCAGACCAUGUGCUCCAGCAAGUCCGAGCCAGACAUAAGCAAGAUUGUUCUGUCCCAAGAGGACUUUAUCAUGCUCCCUGGCUCAAUUCUACCAACUCCACAAAGGACAGCUGAGCAGGGCUACACUGACAUCCAGCCACAGGCUGUAAGGGUGGAGAGUUGUGUAGAGGUUGCCCAGCCUCCACAGCAGCAGAUUGACAGUAGCCUUUCAGCAGGCAGCCACGGCUCACCUCGGUGUUUGGCCAGGCCCAAGUCUCAGCUCCCUGUCCCCACCAGCAGGGGGCAGCAGCAGACCCCAAGCAGCACCCAGCGAGCCACUACCUCCAUCAGCAGCAGUACCCGUUCCCCCCAUGCCCACAGCAGCAACCCCAGCAGAACCCAUACGAGCAGCAGAACGAGGCAGGCCCCGCCCAGCAACAACAGAAUCAACCAAUCAGAAGAGGAGACCUGGAUACUGAACUCCAGCUUGCAUGAAAAUUACAGUAACCAUAAAUAGACUCUCCCUUCCCAAGCCCAUAUCCCCAUUCUGUAAACUCCCUCCAUGUUGUGAAUUAUGUUACUGAAAGCCUUUUAAUAUUUACACAUUGUCUAUACUUGUUAUACUAUAUUACCUUGUACCUUACCGUGUACUUGGGGACCAUGGUUUUAUUAUAAUACACUGUUGAAGUAUUGAGAUUGAAAGAAGUGUUUGCGAAAGUAGCAGGUGAAGGCUAAUAAAAGAAGUGCUUCGUCAGCUUUUGCCUUUUAGGUGAAAAUAUUGUGGAUCAAAGGAAAAGCAGACAGUCUUUUUUGCUAUUAAGCAUUUUUCAAGUAUUUUAUGUUUUAAGUAGUUGCAAGAUUGGUUUUAAACAAUGUUGAAAUUAAUCAGGGUUUUACCAAAUAUGUGUAAAUAAAAAAGUGGGAACUUAAAUGUUAUAUAGACUAGUGUAUGUGGUAUUGAGCUUGUACACUGAAGAACCUAAAAGAAAAAAAGAACUGUACAUAAUGUUUGUAAUAUUAAUUUUUUGUUGAUAUUUUUCACUUGUUUCAAAGUGAAUGUGGCAAUAAGUAAUGUCCUUGCAAUCACAGGUUUUCUUUUGUCUGUGAAGCCAUAAGAAGUUUCAUUUAUUCAUGGAAUGCGUGCUGAAUUAUAACAUGCUUGAACCUGUGGGGGAGCCUCCUCUGAAAUUUGAGACAGCACGCAUCACAUUCAUUUUCGAUCGAUUGUUCUUCGGUAACAAACACUUAGGAUAAUCAAGUAUUAUUUUAAAUUCACCAUUGUUCAUAUGUACAGAAGAGACUAUAGUCGACCACUGAUGUUGAAUUGUAGGAUAGUUGUCUGAUGAGGUUCAGAGAGUUGUCCUGUUUCCUCUAAGCACAACGAUUAAAAAUGCACUGUUAGCCCAA
Messenger RNA from Electrophorus electricus (electric eel), 6041 nucleotides. RefSeq names its product cortactin binding protein 2 (gene cttnbp2). Gene Ontology annotation, molecular function: protein phosphatase 2A binding. Lineage: Eukaryota; Metazoa; Chordata; Actinopteri; Gymnotiformes; Gymnotidae. Gene Ontology annotation, biological process: protein dephosphorylation. Gene Ontology annotation, cellular component: actin cytoskeleton. The record is from RefSeq and is a predicted model, not a curated record.